Contarinia nasturtii (swede midge) is the source of this 5077-nucleotide messenger RNA. RefSeq lists its product as uncharacterized. Bases 1012 to 3963 code for a protein of 983 amino acids. The transcript has 3 exons. The record is from RefSeq and is a predicted model, not a curated record. Gene Ontology annotation, molecular function: protein binding. Lineage: Eukaryota; Metazoa; Arthropoda; Insecta; Diptera; Cecidomyiidae.
UACUAACUGGACGCUUUUUGGCGUAUCAACCAGAUUUAUUCAAAUCUAUCGCUUGCACUGAUUGCCGAUUUGUCUGCAAAAAACCUCAGUGUUUCCAAAUCGUUUGAUCCAGUGAAACGACUUUGAUCUCAUUUCAUUCAGCAAACAAAAGACGAAAAAAAUCCCAAAAUUUACUUAAGUGUGCAUACUGUUUGGAAAUCACGUAAAUAAAAUCAUUGUAAACUGAUUGUGUAAAUGAUUCAGCGACACGAAACGAGAAUAUUUUAAGUUGAAGACUUGAAAAAAGCCAGUGAAUGAAAUAUACUUUGAUCAUUUCGGAGUUGAAAAAAAAGCCAAUAUAAAAUAUUUAACGUAUUCAAGUGAAUGGAAAAUCAAGUGAUUGGGUGUUAGAGUAAAUUCGACGGCAAAUGCAUGCAAAUAUUAUUUUCGGAUUUGCAAUUGUAAUAGGUUUCGUAAAUAUUGUCGCGUAGUUUAAGUUUAACAAACAAAAUCAAUAUUCCAUUCAAAAGAUAAUAAAAUAAUUGUAUUUGGCUUCUAAAACUGAUAUGAAGCAAAAACAAAAGCCACUCGGUGCAGAAUUGAGUGUGUCUAUGUCACAUCGAGCAUAAAAUAACAGUAUAGCUGCAUCAAAAGUCAGCAUCAAACGGAUAAAAAGUGUUGUUGUUGUUUUUUGCGACUCAAAACUUACAAACUGGAUUAGGUGAAACGUAUUUUGGUUUGCGGAAUAUAAAACGACGACGACGCCAUAAACAACAAAACCGGAGGUGAAAAAAAAACUGUUUUUCCUGAUAUUACGGCCAAAGUACACCCAAAGGAUUGUCGUCAUUAAUAAUAGCGAACGAAAUAGAUAGAGUGUGAGUAGUGAACGGCACAUUUCAACGUAGUAAGUGGGGCAAAGUCGAAUCGGGUAAUGAAGAUAUGAGCGCUGACAUCUCAUCGUUAUGGCGACGAUGCAACCGAGCAUUCGAUGCAGAAGAGCCCAUGAUACAGCACAAGAGCACGUGAUAGGCCAUGGAAGAAACGAUCAAUUGUCGUUCGCAAGCAUCAACAGCAGCAGUAGCAAUAAAAUUGCCCGGCAUAUGGAACAUUUUAUUUACAUCGAUGGUUGUACUAGUGCUUCUAUUCGGCAACAUCGACGAAUCAAUGGCGGCGUGUCCGCAUUUAUGUGAAUGCAAAUGGAAAAGUGGUAAAGAAUCGGUAGUGUGCCUUAAUGCAAAUUUAAGUGCAAUACCAACGAUAUUGGAUGCGGCCACCCAGAUACUCGAUUUGUCACGAAACGAUAUCCAAAUCAUUUCGAAUGACGUCUUUAAUCGUGCAAAUUUGGUGAAUUUACAGAAAAUUUUCCUCACAAAAUGCCAUAUUAAAACGAUCGAACGGUAUGCAUUUAGAGCGCUACGAAAUUUAGUUGAAUUAGAUCUAAGCGAUAAUUUAUUGAAUAUGAUACCGUCGCAUGCAUUCGAAUCGACGGACGAACUGAGAGAAUUAAAAUUGAUUGGCAAUCCAAUUCAACGCAUUCAAAACGAUGCAUUUGUUAAAUUGUCACAAUUGGUACGAUUAGAAUUGUCAAAUUGCCAUCUUACAGCAAUCGAUGUCCGCGCAUUCACUGGCUUAGAAACAUCGUUAAAGUGGCUCAAGUUAGACAGUAACAAAUUAACCGAAAUCCGUGCGGCUGCUGUGAUAUCGCUACAAAAUUUGCACGGUUUUGAAUUGGCUGGCAAUCCAUGGAAUUGCACUUGUACAUUACGACCCUUACGAGAAUGGAUGCUACGUGAAAAUAUCCCAUAUAAUAUACCACCGAUGUGUCAAUAUCCGGACCGAUUAGUAUCAAAGACAUGGGAUAAAAUCGAUUUGGAUGAGUACGCGUGUAAGCCAAGUGUUUUUUCACCAAACGAAAAUCACUUUCAUGCGAUCGAAGGACGAAAUGUUACAAUGAGCUGUUCGGUUGGCGGCAUACCAGAACCAAAUGUAAAAUGGAUGAUACGCAAUCGGGUGAUUGUAAAUCUCACGGGAAAUACAAACUUGGCAACAACAGCACAAGGAGGACGUGGCGGUAGCAGUGGAAGCGGAGGCGGAAAAUUAUAUAAAUAUCAACAAAAUGCUAGCAAUCUAACAAUAUUAACAGCUGACAUCCAAGAUGCUGGCACAUAUAUUUGCUCUGGCGAGAAUAAAGCGGGCAAAGUUGAAGUGAGCGUUACAUUGGCCGUAUCGAAAAAGCCAUCCGAAACAAUUCUCAGCACAAAGGUAAUUUUGGCCAGUGUAAUCGCCUUUGUUUUCUUUGUAAUUGCCACUGUGCUGCUUGUGAUUGGUGUGUGCACAUUGAAACGACGAAAAAAGCUUAGCCGAUGGAAUACCCAAAGUCGCACCGAUAGUUAUGAGAAAAUUGAGUUGAAUAAUAAGCCUAAUUAUAAUAUGAGCAAAAGUCCCCGCGGUGAUCGAACCGCAUUUAUGAAAUCGUAUGGUGAAAAUGGCAUUUCGGUGGUCGCACAAAUGCGCCGAAAUGGAGAUUAUCGAAAUGUGCCGAGCGAAGAUGAUGGUACCGAUUGUUUUGAAGACAAUGCUGAAAGUAACAAUGCAACGAUAAGCAAUAUUAAAAUCGAUGAAACACUCAAUUGGACGCAUUCGACCACUGUUGCGACAUCGGUUAGCCGAAGUGCCAAAAAGGAUAUCAUAUCGAAUCAAAUCGAUGGCAUCAACAUGAAACCAUUACAGCUCAAUGAUAGCGAUCUACAUAUACCCAGAUUAAUUGAAUUAAGUGAUUCAACAACAGAUUCAUCAAUCGAUUUAUACGAUGGUAAAAUGUCGAAGCGUGGUAAAGUGAGUGCAUCGGUUGCUUGGUCCCAUCACAAAGCGAAUCGUGAACGUAUAUCGUCGAGUGGUAAUUUCGAAAAGAAUUAUGGCCGAGAUAAAAUGUAUCAGAGUGGCAGUGGCGAAGGACGGGUAUCUGAAAGUGAUUGUGAUAUUGAUAAAAAGUAUCCAGACCUAUUAGACAUAAGCCGAAUGUCGAUGCAAACAAGCGUACCAACAACAUCAUCGAGAGUCCAUUUGUACACGCAAACCAGCAAUGGCAGCACUACAAGUAGUAAUAACAAUAAAUCAGCGCCAAGUAAUCCAUUUUGCACUUUUCCGCGAAAAAAGCAUAUAUCGAGUCGAAAAGCGACGCCAUCAGAAAGCCAAUCACCGUUGUUGAAUGAAUCGUCGAGUCAAUACGGAAGCAGUACAUUUGCUGAUAGUGAUUUAUUCGGUCGACGUCUAUCAAGCGAAUCGUUCGGCAAUUAUCCACUUUCAAUUUGCACAAGAAAUAAUCAAUCAAAUAUUGUCGGCGGUGGCGGUCGUUCAAAUAGUUUCCUCAAUUUAACAACUCAAUCGAAUAGUGGAAAAGCGUUGAAUAGCAACAACUACAUGAAUCACAAGAGAAAUCCGAGUUUACCAUCGUCUCCGUGCAAAGAACCAUCAAAAUUGAUUGGUGCUGAUGAAACACCCCUUUUGGAUUUUUCAUCGUUUGCCAUGCACAAACAGCAAAUGAUUAUAACGCCAAGCUCAUCAACGUCAAAUGCAACCGCAUCUGCUACAACUCCCGUUGCUGCUGCUGCAGCCACUGCCACAAAUGCAUAUGACUAUCAUGCAGCACAAUUGGAACGGUUUCUGGAAGAAUAUCGUAAUUUACAGGAGCAACUUUGUAAAAUGAAAGAAACAUGCGAAUCGAUACGAAAGAAAGAAGCACCAUUGCGUGCAACGGCCGGCAAUUCCGUUAAAAAUGCUGACCCCGUUAUGUUUACUGCAUUAAAUAAUCAAAGUGUAAGUGGACUCGCAUCAUUUGAUGCCGGUCCACCAAAUCCAAAAGGAAUAUUGAAAAAUAAAAUUCUAUUGCCGAAUCAACCGCCCUCGCCGCCACCGUAUUGGUUACACAGAAAUGCAAUGCUCAAACGACUACAAGAUCCUAAUUCGGACUUCUUCCACAGCUGAAAAUCAUCGUCUCAAUAGAGACACAUUUGCAUUUACUAUACAUUCUUUGGAUUUUAUUCACAACCACACACACACACACACUCACAAUUUAUACGUAAUUGUAGAUGGAAUACUACAGAAAAGAAUACCAAGAAUAAAUCGCGAAAUACAGACCCCCACUCAUCCACCCUACUUUUUAGAUGAACUGUCUUAUGUAUAUUUGAAACAUUUUCAAACAUUUCACAACAUUCUCUAAUCAAAUGUAUUUUCCAGUUUAUACAAAACGAAACGAAUUGAUAUGUCAAACAAUUUAUAUAAGUAACAUAGAAAUAAUGUAUUCAAUGUGACAACACACAAUAGAUAACAGUGGCAAAUUUAUUUAAACGAAUAAAACUCUUUAACACAACACUCGCCCCCACCCAUGUCCUCAAACAUUCUUUGUAUUGUCGUCGUCGUCUUCAUCGUUGCUAUCAUUCAUUUUUUUUAAUCAAUAAAGUGUAAAUAAGUUCAUCAAUUAUACAAACACACUCUUUGUGUUUAAUUGCAUUUCAAUAUUUUAAUUAAAAAAAUCACCAUAUUUCCAUCACAAUGGAAUCGAAAUAAAAUCCGUGCAUGUUAUGUAUUUCUGUGUAUAAUGCAUUUAAGUUGAAUUUUCCUUCUAUCACAAUAUUUCGUUGUUUCGCUUUGCAAUACGAAUUGCGAGCGAUUCAAUUCUUAAUUCUGAAUGAAUUUUGUUAUUUAUUUCUUGUUCGUCGAUUGAUAUAUUGGACUGACGAAUCGGAUUUUGAAAAAGAAUUUAUGUGGAAAUUUUUUCUCUUCGAAAAUGCUGAUUGAUGAAUAGUUUAAAAGACGAAGAAAUUUUUAUUUUCGCUAUUCAAAGUAGAACACAAAUAUAUCGCACAUUGGCAUUCCGAUUCGAUUUGUUUUCAUAUUUUUGUUUUUGUUUAAAAUUCAUCGAUAAAACAGACUGUUUGAUAGAUCAAAUAUUUAAUGAAGAAAAAAACCAAACAAAAAAAGUAUUUUAAUCUAAAUUAGACUAUCGUUGAAAUCACUAAUCAUUAGUAUGGGUAUAAAAAAAUGGGAAAAUUUGAGUAAAAAAAAGUAAAUGGAAAUCAAACACAACAAAAAAAAACUA